This is a messenger RNA of Saccharomycodes ludwigii, 654 nucleotides long. RefSeq names its product DNA-directed RNA polymerase III subunit RPC25 (gene RPC25). Gene Ontology annotation, cellular component: RNA polymerase III complex. Lineage: Eukaryota; Fungi; Ascomycota; Saccharomycetes; Saccharomycodales; Saccharomycodaceae. The transcript has a single exon. Gene Ontology annotation, biological process: transcription initiation at RNA polymerase III promoter; DNA-templated transcription. The coding region runs from base 1 to 654 and encodes 217 amino acids. Gene Ontology annotation, molecular function: DNA-directed RNA polymerase activity; DNA binding. The record is from RefSeq and is a predicted model, not a curated record.
AUGUUUAUUUUAACAAAAAUAUCAGAUUUAGUUAGAAUUCCACCCGAUCAAUUUCACAGAAAAGUCAAAUCUGCCAUAUUACAUGAAUUAAAUAAUAAAUAUAGUAAUAAGAUCAUACCUAGAGUUGGUUUAGCAAUAACAGUGUACGAUUUACUAGAGUGUGAUGAUGGUCAAUUAAAACCAGGUGAUGGUGGGUCCUAUAUUAAUGUUGUUUUUAGAUGUUUGGUAUUCAAACCAUUUGUUGGUGAAAUUCUAACGGGUUGGAUCACAAAUUGCACUGCCGAAGGAAUUAAAGUUUCUUUACGGGGUGUCUUUGAUGACAUUUUUAUUCCUGAAAAAAUGUUAUUUGAAGGAACACGUUAUUCUCCAGAUGAUGACGCUUGGAUUUGGGCAAUGGAUGAAGAAACAAAACUGUAUUUUGAUGUUAAUGAAAUGAUUAGGUUUAGAGUUGAACAAGAAGUUUUUGUAGAUGUAAAACCCAAAUCGCCCAAAGAGAGAGAAUUGGAAGAAAGGAUAAAAGAAGAACAAAAGCAAAAGGAAGAAGAGGAUGGGAAAGAAAAUAAUACACCUUAUAUAGAAAAAAAGCCACCAGCUUAUGCAUUAUUGGGCAGUUGCCAGACAGACGGUAUGGGGUUAGUAUCUUGGUGGGAAUGA